AUGGUUAAUGCGAAAAAUGUCGCCUUCAAAGUCAACAAGCAGACUCCGUUUUCCCAAACAAUUGCUGGCGCCUACGGCACCGUGAUAAAUUGCCGGAAGCCAGCCGGCAAAGCGUCGUCGCGCGAGCACAAGGAAGUGCGUUCACAUCAUGUGCCAUUGGCAAAUGUUCCUGGAGCAUCGAAGCGCAAACGGGGCGAAGAGGGCAAGAGAGAAUUCGAUGAAUCAACAAGCCUGUCCAUAUCGUCUGGAAGCCAUGCGACCGAGAUCCUGAUACCAACACGCGACCACCCGCUACUCAACCAGCAAUGGCAGCAACGAAAGCCAACCAGGUUACGGAGGGGCAAAACCUUGUCCAAGGGCGUUGAUCUGGAUUGCUGGUUUACCAUACUCUCGUUUUCCGACCCUGCACAACUACUGGAGAUGCGCAGCAAGAUCGCCUCGUGCUACCGGUUCUUACGGGACAACCCGAUGCUCUGGAAGCAUAGCAGGAACUACUACUAUGGAAGCGGCAUGCCGGACCCACCUUCCCAGCUCACCGAGUUUCAAUAUGCCCAUCUACGUCAUGGCCAUGGUUGUAUGAGUUGCCACGCGCCCAAUACACGCAAGACGUACUGGGCUUUCCUUCGGCGCUGGUGCAAGACAUGUCUGCAAGCAAAGACUCUGAAAGAGCAUGAGGCCAUGGUGUUGCUGAGGAACGCGAACGGCGAGGACAUUUCGUAUUUGCACAAAGCGCUCCCAUCUGGCAUCUUCGAUUCCUGGGGGAACUUUGUUGGUGUCGGACCAGCCAGCACGCAUUCGUUGAAGACGGUCUACCUACUCUCGGAUGUGGAGGCGUUGAUCGCCGAAUACACUCGUGAGCGACAGCAAGACUUGGACUGGCACGCUGAGCUGCGCUCGUGGCACGCUAAGAAGAUCGACCUCGUCGAAGAACGCAAAACCUUUGCAAAGAAGAUGGAAAUGUGGGAAGAGACGACUCGUACGUCCAAGUCAUUCGACUACCAAGCAAAGAAAUCGGCGCGUAAGGUUUACUUUGAGCGCAAGGCCUUGCAGCUCAACCCACCCAUUAGCGUGAGAGACAUGGAGGCCUGUCCAUCCUACCGCCGCGCAGUGGCCAUUCCCAAAGAGCCGAACAACACGUCCUGGCUACAGCUCAAACCAAAGCUCGAAAAAGAAGCUGCAGACCUGGCAGCUCUAAAGGUUCAGGGAGGGACAUUGGAUUCGCAUAUAUCUACAGCCUCUACUUCGGGCACAUCAACGCCAAACAGCAACAUGGAGAUGCAGCAGCCGUUCAUCCCCCACAUCCUAGGGUUCACUUUGGGGUUGCCUCCUUCACACGGGCACUUGUUUUGA
Molecule: messenger RNA, 1350 nt
Organism: Cucurbitaria berberidis CBS 394.84
Lineage: Eukaryota; Fungi; Ascomycota; Dothideomycetes; Pleosporales; Cucurbitariaceae
Exons: 1
Coding region: 1-1350 (449 amino acids)
Source: RefSeq, a predicted model, not a curated record